Messenger RNA from Penicillium verhagenii, 768 nucleotides. RefSeq names its product glutathione S-transferase family protein. Lineage: Eukaryota; Fungi; Ascomycota; Eurotiomycetes; Eurotiales; Aspergillaceae. The record is from RefSeq and is a predicted model, not a curated record. The transcript is spliced from 4 exons. Bases 1 to 768 code for a protein of 255 amino acids.
AUGUCUGAGCCUAUCACUGUUUGGUUGACACCUCCGGGUCCGAACUCUUGGAAGGUCAUUUGCGUGCUCGAGGAGCUUCAAGUUCCAUAUAAGAUUCAUUCCUUCAAGUUUGAUGAUGUCAAAAAGCCCCCUUUUAUCGACGUCAACCCCAAUGGACGGGUUCCUGCAAUUGUUGACCCGAACACGAAUCUGACCCUCUGGGAGUCUGGAGCCAUCCUCCAAUAUCUGGUAGAUGUCUACGAUACAGAGAAAAAGCUCACAUACGACACCCUCAAUGAAAAGCAUCUGCUCAAUCAAUACCUGCAUUUUCAGAUGAGCGGACAAGCUCCUUACUUCGGCCAAGCUGGAUGGUUCACGCACCUACACCAUGAAAAGCUGCCCUCGGCGAUUGCUCGCUACCGCGGGGAAAUCCACCGUGUCAUGGGUGUCUUAGAUGGCAUCUUGGCGGGGAAGGAAUGGCUUGUUGGUGACAAAUGUACAUUUGCCGAUCUUGCUUUCUUACCUUGGAACCUACGCGUCAAUAUGGCCCUAGAGACACCAUAUGGUGAAGAUCCGCUGGAACCAUACCCGAAUGUACAGGCCUGGACCCAGCGUAUGGAGUCCCGUCCAAGUUGGAAGCGAUCUAUGGAGAUUCGCGAUCGCUUGAUGGAUGAGCAGGGUUUGCAGCCGAACGGCAUGCCAAAGGGUAUUACCAACAUGCCGGAGUAUGAAGCGUUUAUGGCCAAAUCUCCCGAGGAACAGCAGAAGUACCUAGAUUCGCAGAAAUAG